AGCAACUAGUACCAUCAUCUCUCUUUUUCUUGCCUGAAUUGCUGCCUCAGCAGUCUUUACCAUAUUAAUGGCAGCCAAACGGGUGCUGAGCAGUGUGGAAAACAUCAAUUGCAUACCGGAUGAAGUCCUUUGCCACAUCCUCUCAUUCCCUCUAACUAAAGAUGCAGUGCGGACAUCCUUUGUGUCAAGAAGGUGGAGGUAUCUUUACACUUUGGUUUCUAAUCUUGAUUUUGAGUUGCGGCCUGAUUACGGUGAUGAUUUAAGUGUGAAUCAACUGAUGAAUUUCGUAGAUAGAAUAUUGCGCUUCCAUAACAGACCAUCUGUAGUUAGAUUUCGUCACAAGUGCAUUCAUUAUAAUGAGGGUAUUGGUACUCCACAAUUUGACACUUUGCGAAUUGAUGGAUGGAUUCGUGCUGUAAUGUGGCAUAGUAUUCAAGAGCUUGAGCUUGACAUAACCGAAUUUGAUAUCAAUCUUGAGUUCCUGCCAGCUAGUUUAUUUACUUGUGAGACACUGGUGGUCCUGAAAUUGUGUUUGGUUUCGGGUUAUGACCGUUUUGAGUUCCCAUCCAAGUUGUUUUCUGGUUGCCCAGUUCUUGAGGAUCUGAUUCUGGAUGAUUGCUGUGCAAGAUAUGACUGUUUAAAAUUCAAGGUUUCUAAUCCUAUCAUCAAGAGACUUAUCAUAAGAAAGAUGAGAUAUGAAGGAGUGACUCCACAGAUUGUGAUCAAUGCCCCAAGUCUUGUCUGCUUCAGUUUCUCUGAGUCGGAAUUACAUCACCUUGUUCUUGUAGACAUGCAAUCUCUUGGUGAAGCAGUUACAGAUUUUAAUUUUUGGUUUGAUUCUGCAAAUUAUGCUGCAGCGGUAAAUGAUCUUCUGGCAGGGAUAACAAGUGUUCGAUCACUUCAAAUUUCCAUUCAGACUCUAGACCAUUUUUUAAUAGCUUCUCUCUGAUGCUGCUCUCUCCAAGCCUCCGCAACUUAUUAUGAGUAGUAUAUUUUCUAGUUACUAGUUUAAGAGUUUAGUUGAUUUGUUCAACUAACUAAAACUUUCCCUUUGUUCUACUCUACAGUGUCUCCAAGACUGUCAGGCUCCUAUCUCUUUGUGGAGUAACAUGACUCGCCUGAAAAUUUUUGGUCUGACAGAGUGUUAUGACUUUGCUUGCCUGCAAUACUUUCUUUCAUGUUCUUAUUGUCUAGAAACUCUAAUUAUUGAGGUAUAAAUUCAAAUAUGAACU
Molecule: messenger RNA, 1232 nt
Organism: Rubroshorea leprosula
Lineage: Eukaryota; Viridiplantae; Streptophyta; Magnoliopsida; Malvales; Dipterocarpaceae
Source: the annotation of a GenBank genome assembly